Vicia villosa (hairy vetch) is the source of this 1367-nucleotide messenger RNA. Its product is annotated as amino acid transporter AVT1I-like. NCBI's taxonomy places the organism in Eukaryota, Viridiplantae, Streptophyta, Magnoliopsida, Fabales, Fabaceae. The record is from RefSeq and is a predicted model, not a curated record. Gene Ontology annotation, cellular component: plasma membrane. The transcript has 3 exons. The coding region runs from base 5 to 1330 and encodes 441 amino acids.
UCUCAUGUUCUUCAUCGUUUUCAAAGAAUAUUCAUCAAUAUUCAGUAAACAGCUCCACCAGAAAAACAUGGCUACCACCUUAAAUGAACCUUUACUUGGAUAUGCCAAAGAUGAUGAAGAGAAAGACAUAGCAUCUUACCUUCCUAACAAACACGAAGUAUCUUUCUUUCGAACAUGUUUCAAUGGAAUCAAUGUAAUUCUAGGUAUUGGAAUACUAUCGGUACCACAUGCAUUAGCUUCGGGAGGGUGGUUAAGUUUAGCACUUUUAUUUUCUAUUGCGGGGGUAGCAUUUUACACCGGUUUAUUAAUGAAGCGAUGCAUGGAUAUAAAUUCGAAUAUUACAACAUAUCCUGAUAUAGGCGAACUUGCAUUCGGAAAAACCGGAAGAUUGAUAGUAUCCACAUUGAUGUAUACGGAACUAUACUUGAUUUCGGUAGGUAUUUUGAUUCUAGAAGGAGAUAAUUUGAGUAAAUUAUUUCCUAUUGGAGAUUUUGAAGUUGUUGGUUUUUCAUUUAGUGCAAACAAUUUCUUUGUGAUAUUGGUUGCACUAAUUAUUUUGCCAACGGUUUGGUUGGAUAAUCUGAGUUUACUUUCGUAUGUAUCUGCAAGCGGUGUCUUUGCUUCGGUUAUUAUUAUUUUGUCGAUAUUAUGGACCGCGACAUUUGAUGGAGACGGUGUUCAUCAAAAGGGUGAUAUUGUUAAUUGGAAGGGAAUCCCUACUGCUCUUAACUUGUAUGCUUUUUGUUUUUGUGCACAUCCGGUUUUUCCGACUCUCUAUAGUUCCAUGAGGAAAAAACAUCAAUUCUCCAAUGUCCUAAUUUUAUGCUUUGUAUUAGCUACAGUUGGUUAUGCAUCAAUGGCUAUAAUAGGUUACUCGAUGUUUGGUUCAAAAGUUGAAUCACAAGUAACAUUAAAUUUGCCACUAGACAAAAUAAGUUCGAAAAUAGCGAUAUACACGACAUUGGUGAAUCCGAUAUCGAAGUUUGCUUUGAUGGUGACACCGAUUACGAAUAGUUUAAAAGAUUUACUUCCAAAGAGAUAUCAAAAUAAUAGAAUGUCGAAUAUUUUUGUGAGUGCGGCUCUUGUAAUUAGCAAUGUUAUUGUUGCAUUGUGUGUUCCAUUAUUUGGAUCUCUCAUGUCAUUGGUUGGAGCAUUUUUGAGUUUCACUGCUUCUAUUUUGCUUCCUUGUUUGUGUUACUUGAAGAUUUCAGGGACUUAUAGGAAACUUGGAUUUGAGACUAUGACAAUAGUGGUGAUAAUAAUAAUGGCUAUAACAAUGGCAAUAUAUGGGACUUAUACUUCAAUUGUUGAAAUAGUCCAAAAUUUGUAAUAGUUAAUGUAUCAAUUAUAUUUGAUUAUGGCCUAUU